AUGGGGAACCAGCUGGCCGGCAUCGCCCCCUCGCAGAUCCUCUCGGUGGACAGCUACUUCUCGGACAUCCAUGACUUCGAGUACGACAAGAGCCUGGGCAGCACCCGCUUCUUCAAGGUGGCCCGAGCCAAGCACCGGGAGGGGCUGGUGGUCGUGAAGGUGUUCGCCAUCCAGGACCCGACCUUGCCGCUGACGAGCUACAAGCAGGAGCUGGAGGAGCUGAAGAUCAGGCUGCACUCAGCGCAGAACUGCCUGCCCUUCCAGAAGGCCACCCUGUCCGAGAAGGCCGCGAUGCUCUUCCGGCAGUACGUGCGGGACAACCUCUACGACAGAAUCAGCACCAGGCCGUUCCUGAACAACAUCGAGAAAAGGUGGAUCGCCUUCCAGAUCCUCACUGCGGUGGACCAGGCGCACAAGUCUGGGGUCCGCCACGGGGACAUCAAAACAGAGAACAUCAUGGUAACCAGCUGGAACUGGGUUCUUCUAACUGACUUUGCUAGCUUUAAGCCAACUUAUCUCCCUGAGGACAAUCCUGCUGACUUCAAUUACUUCUUUGACACGUCACGGAGGAGGACGUGCUACAUCGCCCCCGAGCGCUUUGUCGACGGCAGCAUGUUCGCUACCGAGCUGGAGAACGCGCGGGACCCUUCAACUCCUCUGGUGGACUUGGCAAGCAGCAACCAGCGCACGCGAGGGGAGUUAAAACGUGCCAUGGAUAUCUUUUCUGCAGGCUGUGUGAUAGCAGAGCUCUUCACAGAAGGCGUACCGUUGUUUGAUUUAUCUCAGCUUCUGGCUUAUAGAAAUGGCCUCUUUUCCCCGGAUCAAGUCCUAAACAAAAUUGAAGACCGCAGUAUCAGAGAACUGGUGACUCAGAUGGUCCAUCGCGAGCCAGAUAAACGUUUAGCAGCUGAAGAUUAUUUGAAACAGCAACGUAACAAUGCAUUUCCUGAAAUAUUUUACACUUUCCUUCAGCCUUACAUGGCCCAGUUUGCCAAAGAAACGUUUGUAUCAGCCGAUGAGCGUAUCCUGGUCAUACGUAAAGAUCUGGACAACAUCCUGCACAAUCUCUGCGGGCACGAUCGCACAGAGAAAGCCGAGGGAGAGACCAAGGAGAAUGGGCUGGUUAUUCUGGUGUCUGUCAUAACUUCCUGUUUACAGACUCUCAAAUACUGUGAUUCGAAACUGGCUGCUUUGGAACUGAUUCUUCAUUUAGCUCCAAGAUUAAGUGUAGAGAUUCUUCUGGAUCGUAUUACUCCUUAUCUGUUACAUUUCAGCAACGACUCUGUGCCCAGGGUGAGGGCAGAGUCUGUGAGGACACUAACUAAAGUUCUGGCUCUCGUCAAAGAGGUGCCGCGCAACGACAUUAACAUUUACCCAGAGUACAUUCUGCCAGGCAUCGCACACUUGGCCCAGGAUGAAGCCACCAUCGUCAGGCUGGCAUAUGCCGAAAACAUAGCGUUGUUGGCAGAAACAGCUUUGAGGUUCCUGGAGUUAGUACAGCUGAAAAAUCUGAAUAUGGAAAGUGAACCAAAUGGUGAAGAAAUGGAUGAAGCAUCUCACCCUAGUGAUAAUUAUGACACAGAGCUGCAAGCCCUGCACGAAAUGGUCCAGCAGAAAGUUGUGACUUUGCUAAGUGACCCAGAGAAUAUCGUGAAGCAGACGCUGAUGGAGAACGGAAUAACGCGUCUCUGUGUCUUUUUUGGGCGCCAGAAAGCCAACGAUGUUCUUCUGUCUCAUAUGAUCACCUUCUUAAAUGAUAAGAAUGACUGGCAUCUGCGAGGAGCUUUCUUUGACAGUAUUGUUGGUGUUGCUGCUUAUGUUGGCUGGCAGAGCUCAUCAAUACUGAAACCUCUGCUUCAGCAAGGUCUCAGUGAUGCUGAGGAAUUUGUCAUUUAUAAAGCCCUCAAUGCUCUCACUUGUAUGUGCCAGUUGGGGCUCUUGCAAAAGCCCCAUAUUUAUGAGUUUGCUUGUGAUAUUGCACCUUUCCUGUGUCAUCCUAAUCUGUGGAUACGUUAUGGUGCUGUCGGGUUUAUCACUGUGGUAGCACAGUACUUGAAUAUUGCUGAUGUCUACUGCAAGCUAAUGCCAUACCUCCAUCCUUUUAUCACACAACCAAUAAUACAGAUCGAUAAGGAGAUGGUGCUGCUCAGUGUGCUCAGGGAGCCCGUCAGCCGCUCCAUCUUUGACUAUGUGCUAAGGUCCAAGGACAUCACCAGCCUCUUCCGGCACCUGCAGAUGCGCCAGAGGAAGAGGAGCGGUGCCCUCCCGGACUGCCCCCCCCCCGAGGACCCUGCCAUUGCACAGCUCUUGAAGAAGCUACUUUCACAAGGGAUGACUGAGGAGGAAGAAGACAAACUGUUAGCACUGAAAGACUUCAUGUUAAAAUCAAAUAAAGCUAAAGCCAAUAUAGUGGAUCAGAGCCACCUUCAUGACAGCAGUCAGAAAGGAGUGAUUGACCUGUCAGCUCUGGGAAUAAUGGGGAGACAAGUGGAUCUUGUUAAAACAAAGCAGGAGCCUGAUGACAAACGUGCUAGAAAACACAUAAAGCAAGAUUCAAAUGUAAAUGAAGAGUGGAAAAGCAUGUUUGGGUCCCUGGAACCACCUAACAUCUCCCAGCCAAUACCCAAAGGACAUGGGCAAGCUGCUGAUCCUGAAGCCAUCCAGGCGGGGAAACCACUUCGUUCCGAGUCCUCCGCUGGCAUUUGUACCACUUUGUCAUCCUCCCCACAG
Merops nubicus (carmine bee-eater) is the source of this 2730-nucleotide messenger RNA. It is a transcript of the gene PIK3R4, whose product is annotated as phosphoinositide-3-kinase, regulatory subunit 4. The record is from RefSeq and is a predicted model, not a curated record. Gene Ontology annotation, cellular component: phosphatidylinositol 3-kinase complex, class III, type I; phosphatidylinositol 3-kinase complex, class III, type II; late endosome. The transcript has 10 exons. Gene Ontology annotation, biological process: macroautophagy; protein phosphorylation; late endosome to vacuole transport. The annotation marks the transcript as partial. Gene Ontology annotation, molecular function: ATP binding; protein serine/threonine kinase activity. NCBI's taxonomy places the organism in Eukaryota, Metazoa, Chordata, Aves, Coraciiformes, Meropidae.